GAGCGGGGGGGGGUCCCCACGGGCGCGCUGCUGCUGCUGCGGCGGCGCUGAGGCCGAAGAGCGGCUGAGGAAGAGGAAGAGAGGAAGAGCGAGCGCUGCUCAGACCCAGAGGGCUCUGCGGGCAGCGGGGCGGGCAGAGCGCGGCGGCGGCGGCGGCGGCGGCUCCAUCACCGGCGCGCAGAAAGGGGAAGAGGAGGAGGAGGAGGAGGAAGGAAGGAAAGCAGGAAGGAAGAAGAAGCGCCGCGGCCGAGAAAGGCGGGGGGGCCCCGCGGGAUGGCCAUGGCCUGACCGAGCCGCGGCAGCGCUGCCCCCCGGCACAGCCGCCCCCAGGCCCCGGCACAGCCCCCCGCCCAUGGCGCGGUAGCGGCGGCGGGCGAUGCGGGAGCCGGGAGCACCGGGACCAUGCUGAGGACCGAGGCCGGCGGGGCCGGGGGGUCCCCCUCGGCCGGGGGCGCGGCGGGGGCCGGGGGGGGGCUGCGCAGCGCGUCCCCGCACCGGAACGCCUACGAGGCCACCAUCCAGGCCCUGGCUCCUACAAAGGAGGCCGACGGCGAGGACGGCAAGAAGAGCCGGGGGAAGAAGUAUGGCUCCAACGUGCAUCGGAUCAAGAACAUGUUCCUGCAGAUGGGGACGGCGCCCGGCCCCGAGGGCGCCUGCGACCUGGCCAAGGCCAAGGAGAAGCCGGUGCGCCUGUCCCUGCCCCGGGCCGGCAGCCUGGGCGACGGCGUGGACCAGGGCAGCCUCCUCAAGCUGGGCACCAGCGUCUCGGAGCGCGUCAGCCGCUUCGACUCCAAGCCCGACAAACCCUUCUCCAAGCUGCAGGAGACCCGCAAGAUCUUCGAGAGGAGCCCGCAGGAGAAAGCCAGCAGCACCAAGCUGCUGCUGCGCAAGGAGCGCGCCGGCUUCCAGGACCGCAAGCUGGACGUGGUGGUGCGAUUCAACGGCAGCACCGAGUCGCUGGACAAGCUGGAGGCGGACGCGGUGUCGCCCACCGUGAGCCAGCUGAGCGCCGUGUUCGAGAAGGCCGACCUGAGGAACAACCUGCACAAGGCGCAGGGCAGGGCGGCCGCGCCGCUCCAAGCCAAGGUGGUGGCCAAGAGACCCAGAGUCUUCGCGCCCGGCGCCGAGCCCGCUCGCCCCGGCGACGGCCACGCCAGCCCGGCCCGAGCGCGGCCGCAGGACGAGGAGAAGGCGGCGGGGAAGAGCGGGAGGCCGGCGGAGAAGGAGGCGGCGGCGGCGCCCAGGGUGCAGGAGGUGUGCAAGAUCAAACCCGUGGAGGUGGAGGAGAGCGGAGAGGGCGAGGAGGAGGAGGAGGAGGAGGAGGAGGAGGAGGAAGCGGCGGGUGAAGCGCUGCCCCAGCCCCAGGCGGCCAAAGGGGACGAGGGUCCGGCGGCCGCUGCCCCCCGGCCGGACGGGGCCGCGGGGGUGGCCGCGGGCUCGGAGGGCGUCAAGGGCGAGCGGGCGGAGGAGGGCGAUGGCUCCGAGGAGGCCAAGAAGGAGGAUUUCUCCGAGGCGGACCUGGUGGACAUAAGUGCCUACAGCGGGCUCGGGGAGGACUCGGGGGGCAGCGGGCUGGAGGAGGAGGAGGAGGCCGAAGGGCUGUACGAGCCCGAGUCGGGCUGCGUGGAGAUCCCGGGGCUGUCCGAGGAGGAGGAGCCCGUCCCCAACCGCAAGAUCCAGUUCAGCACGGCCCCCAUCCAGGUGUUCAGCACUUACUCCAACGAGGAUUACGACCGCCGCAAUGAGGACGUGGAUCCCAUGGCGGCGUCGGCCGAGUACGAGCUGGAGAAGAGGGUGGAGAGGCUCGACCUGUUCCCGGUGGAGCUGGAGAAAGACUCGGAGGGGCUCGGGAUCAGCAUCAUCGGGAUGGGAGCGGGGGCCGACAUGGGGCUGGAGAAACUCGGGAUCUUCGUCAAGACCGUGACGGAGGGGGGGGCAGCGCACCGGGACGGCAGGAUCCAGGUGAACGACCUGAUCGUGGAGGUGGACGGCACCAGCCUGGUGGGGGUCACGCAGAGCUUCGCCGCCUCCGUGCUCAGGAACACCAAGGGCCGGGUCCGGUUCCUGAUGGGCCGCGAGAAGCCGGGCGAGCAGAGCGAGGUGGCGCAGCUGAUCCAGCAGACCCUGGAGCAGGAGCGGUGGCAGCGAGAGAUGAUGGAGCAGCGCUACAGCCAGUACACCGAGGAGGAUGAGGAGACCGGGGAGUACGCCACGGACGAGGAGGAGGAGAUGAGCCCCAUGUUCCCCGGGGGCGACGUGGCCAUCGAGGUGUUCGAGCUGGCCGAGAGCGAGGACGCGCUGUCCCCCCUGGAGAUGGACCCCGAGAAGCUGGUGCACAAGUUCAAGGAGCUCCAGAUCAAACACGCCGUGACCGAGGCCGAGAUCCAGCAGCUCAAGAGGAAGCUGCAGGGCCUGGAGCAGGAGAAGGCUCGCUGGCGGGCGGAGAAGGCGCAGCUGGAGCAGAGCGUGGAGGAGAACAAGGAGCGCAUGGAGAAGCUGGAGGGGUACUGGAUGGAGGCGCAGAACCUGUGCCAGGCCGUGGACGAGCACCUCAAGGAGACCCAGGCCCAGUACCAGACCCUGGAGCGCAAGUACAGCAAGGCCAAGCGGCUCAUCAAGGAGUACCAGCAGAAGGAGAUCGAGUUCCUGAAGAAGGAGACGGCGCAGCGGCGAGUGCUGGAGGAGUCGGAGCUGGCGCACAAGGAGGAGAUGGAGAAGCUGCAGGAGAAGAUCUCCGAACUGGAGGCCAGGCUGCAGACCUUGAAAAAUUCCAACCCGACCUAAACCAACCCUCAAAGCGCCGCGACCCGGCCCGGGGGGGGCUCCCCUCCCCCACCCCGCCCUGCCCCCCCCCGCCCCUCCCCAGUGCCCUCCUGGUGCCCCCCGCCCCCCCGGGGGCACAGACAGCGGGGGGGGGGCUCGGGGGGUCCCCCCCGUUCGUGUCUGUGUCCAGUGUGAGUCUCGUGGUGACGUGAUGGACCCGGGGGAGGGGGCGCGGCCCCCCCAGCCCCCCCUCCCCUCCCCCAGCCCCCCGGACACUGAGGGGGGGGGGACACACACACAGGACAAUGUCCCCUCCCCCCCCCGCACCCCAAAUCUGAGCCCGCUGGGGAGCGCGGGGGGGGCACUGGGAGCCCCCCCAGACCCAGCUCCUGAUUUUGGGACUGACCGGAGCGCGGCCGGGGGGGCCCCCGGGCUCUGCCCCCCAAAACCCGCACCGAGGAUCAUCGCCAUGGGGGGGGACACCCCAAUGUCCCCCCUCCCUCCCAGUGCCACCAUCGCCCGCCGGGGGGACCCCUCAGCCUUCCCAGGGGGUUUGGGGGGGGUCCCAACCCCAUUGCGCCCCCUCCCCCAGGAAUGGGGGGGCUGCCCGCGCCCCCCCACCCCGCCAACGCCCCCUCCCCCACAGCCAGCCCGGGGUUUUCGCCUUCCCUGGGCGAGGGGGAGGGGGCACACACGGGGGGGUCCCCGCUGGGGUGGGGGCGACGCUCUCACCCCCUCACCUGUAAAUAUCCCCCCCCCCCAAAAAAAAAAAAAAAAAAAAAAUCACAGCAUUUC
Messenger RNA from Oenanthe melanoleuca, 3558 nucleotides. It is a transcript of the gene PPP1R9B, whose product is annotated as protein phosphatase 1 regulatory subunit 9B. NCBI's taxonomy places the organism in Eukaryota, Metazoa, Chordata, Aves, Passeriformes, Muscicapidae. Gene Ontology annotation, biological process: calcium-mediated signaling; actin filament organization; neuron projection development. Gene Ontology annotation, molecular function: actin filament binding. The record is from RefSeq and is a predicted model, not a curated record. Gene Ontology annotation, cellular component: dendrite; actin cytoskeleton; cytoplasm.